UUCAUGUGAUAUGUACAAAUGUGUUUUCUCCUUGAAAUUUAGCUUGUGAAUAAUGUAGAGUGGUCAAUUAAUAAACAUCAAAGUCUUUGGUGCAUGGGACCUUUGUUUUCAUCUCGAAGAUGCUGGUGAUUUUUUGUUUUUUUGGGGGGGGGGGUUGUAAUAAACAAUGAAUUAUGAUAUUAUCAGCAAUGGCUGGCACUGAUCACGACAGUUCCCCAUUCCUAAGUUAAUUCUUCUUACCUGGAUCACAGGAAGCGCAGGCAACUGUAGAUCAGAACGCAGAUGGGUGAACAAUCUCUCCAACCUGAUCUUGUAUAAUUUGGCAUCUUCAUGCUCAAUUGUGUCGCUUUCUCCUUGAUACCACAGAAGUGCUCUGAUAAUCCCGCCACCUUGCAAGGCGCCCUCCGCCCUCCUAAUCAGCCGGUUGUACAGCUCUCUGCCACGGCCCCACUCACUGAUCUUUGUACCUCCAAUGGCACAAGGGACCAAACCAAUGACCCCAAUACUCGAGUCCUUACUCAUAACAGAAUUUGCAAACGCCAUCCCCGGCCCAACCCCACAAGUGUUGUUCACAUCUAUAUCCUUGUGCAAGGGGUCCUGAGCUUGCACCCAAGUCUGGACGGCACUCAGCCGGCGAAUGCUUGGUGUUUUUGAUUGGGACUGAAAUGGGAUGACACCAUCCCAGGUGCGAUUGAUUACGCCGCCUCUGCCGGACAUGUUGCUUUGCCCGGCCAGCAGGAAUAUGCUCUGGACUUGUGAAGGAGGAGGAGAGUAUACAUUGUUGGAAUUCACAGGGCUCACCAACCUGGCGUAGGCUAGAAGCAUUAGCCAAAGAAAGGCAAACAUCCCUUUAUUGAUAGAUGAUGCAGCACCCAAUCCAGACAAACCUUAUGCUGCCCGUAUGGAAUUCAGAGCUAGUUGGACCACUUUGGAAGCAAGAAUAUAAUAAGCAGGCCUGAUGAUAUUAAAUAGUCACGGACUGUAACUUCUUCGCUCGCAAACUUUGAUUACAGGUUAGUAAUCGUUGAGUUGCUAAGAAUUGCCGCGUACACAUCCGACGAUUUCCACACCAACAUAUAUAUGUUGAUUUACUGAAUGGUAAGAAAGGAUGGAUCGCUUUUUACAAAGAAGAUUUCGCUCUUAAAAGAAACCUAUAGUUCUAACAUACACCUUGUCCCAAUCUCUGCGUUGAUAAAUCGAAUCAAAACUAUUCAAACCUUCUUUUUCUUUAAAAAAAAUUUUUUUUGAUUUUUGCUAAUGCCUUAAUUUUCUAAUGGUUCCAAUAUUGUUAGUCAAAUCAAAUGUGAAGAGGAACAAUGAUCUCCAAACGCGGUAGUCACUGACUAGGUCGUUGUGGGGGCAGAAAUUAAUAAUGCAUUAAUUGCAUGAGAUCUAAAGAGAUGCCUAAAUGUGAUAGUAAUAUGUUAUUUUGGUAGAAGCAAUACACAUACGGAUUUGACUUUAAUUUGAUGCAUAUAUUAUGCAUAGUGAUUGGUUAUGUUUUUAAGGAUGAAGGUAAACCUCCCUUACAUAAUCUCUAAGAUCUCAACUGCUCGAGAGUCAAUAGCUUUUUGCUUUAAGAAUUGCUUGCUACUCAAGUCAAUAUACAUAAUAGCAGAGAAAAAGAAUUUCGUGUCACCUAUAUUGUUGUGUUCAGGAUCAAGGAGGCAUCUUUAUGCAUAGUUUUGAAAAGCUACUAUUUGAAAGUUCAUUACAUGAAAAUAUAUGCAUGUACUUUUAUUUCUUAGCCUCCCACUAGAGGCGUAUAGAGACUUUGAAUGAACUGAGUUCUCUUUAUUACAUGUUAUUCAAGCCGUGUGGAAACUGAGAAACUAAACCUUUGAGUCAGUCAGGAUUUGAUAUUCUUGAUCGAAUUCUAACUUUUUGACUGGGGCAUCCUUUGAGUCCUUCCAAGUUCUAUGCUGACUUUCUUAGGAUGAAGAACAAGCGAUGAUUAAGGCAUAAAAGCACUCGGACCGGGUCGGACCAUUACUACUUGUGGGCACGGAAAUCAGGGGCAAUCAGAGUCCAGCAAGUAGACCCUUCUGAGGAUGGUGCAGUGAAGUGAAGGGCCUUAAUUGUACUAAAUUGCAUGCCUGGAAACUGGUAGUACUAAAUUCAAUUGUGGGUGGCCUCAAUGGUACUCUAGGAGGCCCAUUCAUUCUGCAGGUGGAUCAUUAAUUGGAGCAGUCGCAGUUGUUGCUCAUGCCAUGGCUACCCUGCUUCGAUUUCUCCUUUCUUCAUUACUCCUGUCGUUGCCACUGCCAUCUUUCUCGAGAACCUAUACAAGUUUAACAAAGGGCUCAUCGCUUUCGACUCGGGAUUUUCUUGUUUCGACCCCAGAUGCCAUUUUCGCCGCUGGAUUUUUCAGCGUCGGUGAAAAUUCUUACUGCUUUUCUGUAUGGUUCGCUGAGCGAUAUGGUGAUAAUCACACAAUAGUUUGGAUGGCCAAUCGAGAUCAGCCGGUUAACGGACAGCACACCAAGCUGAUUCUACAAAAUUCAGGCAAUCUUGAGUUGACUGAUGCGGGACAGCUUCUUGUUUGGUCAAGUGCUACUGAAUCAAGCUCUUCUGUUCAAUUGGAACUUCAUGAUAAUGGUAACCUUAUUCUGAGCACUUCUGAUGGCCAAAAUCUUUGGCAAAGUUUUGAUUCCGCUACAGAUACUCUCCUUCCCGAGCAACUGUUUACCAGAAACUCAAUUCUUGUUUCCUCCAGAAGCAAAACUAAUUAUUCCUCUGGUUUUUACAAGUUAUAUUUCGGUAGCGAUAAUGUCCUGCAUCUCCGGUACGAGGGCCCUGAAAUAACUAAUGUUUUCUGGCCUGAUCCAACGCUUGUUAUCUGGACCGCAGGCAGGUCCACCUACAACAGUAGUAAAGUUGCCAUGUUAAACUCAUCAGGCUACUUCUUGUCAUCUGAUACACUUCAGUUUAAUACUUCUGAUUGUGGUGUUAGACUUCAGAGAAGAUUGGUAAUGGAUGUUGAUGGCAACCUUCGGGUCUAUAGUCUAGAUAAGGCCACUCAGAGCUGGCAGGUUACAUGGCAACAAAGCUCUGAACCAUGCAGUAUUCCUGGCAUUUGUGGCGCCAACAGCAUAUGUAGCUCUGCUCCUGACAGUGAGAGGAAAUGCACUUGUCUACCUGGAUAUAAGAUGAACAAUUUGACGGAUUGGUCUAAUGGGUGUGAGCCGGAUUUCAAGCUCUCGUGCAAUGACACUGUUUCAUCAGGUUUUGUCCAAUUGCUCAAUGUCCAAUAUAAUGGCUACGAUCUUGGCUCGUUCACUAAUUACACCUUCGAGAGUUGUAAAAACUUAUGCUUGAGUUAUUGUGAAUGCAAAGGAUUUCAAUAUACGUUUGACUUAGUAAAUGGCUACUAUAGUUGUAAGCCCAAGACUAUUUUAUUCAAUGGAUAUCGUUCGGGUGAUUUUCCAGAUCCCAUGUACAUAAGAGUACCCACAAUAAAUCUGAAUACGAUUAAGCCUAGCCGAGAUCUAAAUUUGCAAUGCACUGCCCAGAUUACGCCAUUGGACAGGACUUAUGAAAGAAAAAACCAAGAUUGGGUGAAGUCCUUUCUGUGGUGUACUCUGGCUAUUGGAGCUUUCGAGAUAAUCUGUUUAUUCACUUACUUCUUCAAAACCCAAAGACGGUCUAGUGCAAAGAUACAGGGCUACCUUCAGGUUGCAACGGGAUUUAGGAAAUUCAGUUAUGCCGAGCUGAAGAAGGCAACAAGGAACUUCAGCGAAGAAAUAGGACAAGGAGGGGGUGGUGUUGUAUACAAAGGCAUGUUGUCGGAUAAUCGAGUUGCUGCGAUCAAGUAUCUGAAGGAAGCAAUCCAAGGAGAAGCUGAAUUUCUUGCGGAGAUAAGCACCAUUGGGAGGCUCAACCAUAUGAAUUUGAUAGAAAUAUGGGGCUAUUGUGCCGAGGGGAAGCACAGGCUUUUGGUGUAUGAAUACAUGGAACACGGGACUCUAGCAAACAGUUUGUGUUCUGAUAAACUUGAUUGGAAGAAGAGAUAUGAAAUUGCUCUAGGUACAGCCAGGGGACUUGCUUACCUGCACGAAGAGUGCCUUGAGUGGGUUUUGCAUUGUGAUGUGAAGCCCGAAAACAUACUUUUGAACUCUGGUUAUCAGCCAAAGGUAGCAGACUUUGGGCUCUCUAAACUGCUGAACAGAAGUGGUAUUGACAAUCUACAAUUUUCCAAGAUUAGGGGAACUAGAGGUUACAUGGCACCCGAAUGGGCUUUCAACCUUCCAAUCACUUCUAAGGUUGAUGUCUAUAGCUACGGAAUUGUUGUGUUGGAACUAAUAACUGGAAGGAGACCUACAGGUGGAAAUUCUAAUGAUGACAGCAGCGCGGUUGAGCCGAGAAGGCUUGUGAGUUGGGUGAAGGGGAAAAUGCAGGAAGCUGAUGGAAGAGGAUCACCUACAUCUGUUAUGGGAAUUGUUGACCCUGCCCUGGAUGGUGAAUUCGAUAUGGAGCGGAUGGAAAUUUUGGUUAAAGUUGCUCUGAAGUGUGCAGAGGAGGACAUAGAUGCCAGGCCAACAAUGAGGGAGGUGGUGGACAUUCUGCUUCAUCAAGAGAGUGAAGGAGCAGUAAUGUUCUAGUAAGCCUAUAGCUCCUUAUGAUGUUCCAGAAAUCUGAAAUUCAAUUUGCUCAAGAAAUCUUGUGAAUGUUGUAUGUCCUAAUCAACAGUUAUACGUCUCUGGUUUUAUUGAAAUCCACCCUUUUUCUUUUUUCCU
This is a messenger RNA of Coffea arabica (coffee), 4736 nucleotides long. The record is from RefSeq and is a predicted model, not a curated record. Lineage: Eukaryota; Viridiplantae; Streptophyta; Magnoliopsida; Gentianales; Rubiaceae.